Capsicum annuum is the source of this 772-nucleotide messenger RNA. Its product is annotated as proteinase inhibitor I-B. Gene Ontology annotation, biological process: response to wounding. Gene Ontology annotation, molecular function: serine-type endopeptidase inhibitor activity. The transcript is spliced from 3 exons. The coding region runs from base 302 to 625 and encodes 107 amino acids. NCBI's taxonomy places the organism in Eukaryota, Viridiplantae, Streptophyta, Magnoliopsida, Solanales, Solanaceae. The record is from RefSeq and is a predicted model, not a curated record.
AUGAUAAGAAAUUUAAAUGAAUAAAGUAUAUUUUUGAAUACGAUAGUUUUAUAUUAAAAUUACUUAGAAUGUGUCAAAAGGUUAGUUUUAUGAUCUUAACUAAGUAGGCCAGGGUGAAAAGUUAAACUAAAAAAAGUAAAAGAAGCAAAUUUAAAAAAGGAGGGGUAAAUUUUGUGCUAGUAAACUGAGGUAAAAACUCUCCUAUUAAUACCCCUCUGUCCCAAUGAAUUAAACACAUCAACUUGGUUUCCUUAGUUUCAAGAUCUACGAAGCAAUCAGAGAAUUUCGCCAAAGAAAGACUAUGGAUAAGUUAGCUCAUUUUGUUGCUUUCUUGCUUCUUGCAUCACUAUUUCAACCUCUCACUGCUCGAGAAUUGGAAAUUGAUGUCUUCCAACUUGACGUUUCUCAGUCUAGUUGUCCAGGAGUGAAAAAGGACAAGUGGCCAGAACUUCUUGGGGUACCAGCUGGGUUAGCAAGACGAACAAUUCAGAAGGAAAAUCCAAAGCUAACAAAUGUUCCAAGUGUACUGAAUGGUUCUCCAGUUACAAAAGAUUUUAGAUGUGAUCGAGUUCGUCUCUUUGUUAAUGUCUUAGAUGUUGUUGUACAAACUCCCCAAGUUGGUUGAGGAAACUAGAAAAUCUAUUCGCAUCGAGUGUGUACGUAUAUCUACUAGGUAGCCCCAAGAAAAUAAAUUGGAGCAGUAUGGAUAGUGUCUCCAUGUAUUCCAAUGCUAUUUGGAGUGAUAAAUAAGUGUGGCUUUUGAUGUUUAUCA